Molecule: messenger RNA, 3359 nt
Organism: Pocillopora damicornis (cauliflower coral)
Lineage: Eukaryota; Metazoa; Cnidaria; Anthozoa; Scleractinia; Pocilloporidae
Biological process (GO): protein phosphorylation; intracellular signal transduction
Cellular component (GO): cytoplasm
Molecular function (GO): protein serine/threonine kinase activity; ATP binding
Source: RefSeq, a predicted model, not a curated record
AGAGCCGCUUGAUCAGAUUUCAAUUGUUAACCUUGUGUUUAUUACGAACAAAUUAACCUGGAGUGAUGGACGAAUCAUCUUGAGUAUUUGAAAUUUUUCGCAUGUCACAAGUUGACAGUUGGCAAACAUUCUCUCGAUCUCAUUUUACAUUGAACUUUUGAACGUGAGAAAUCCAUGGAAUGAUGGAAGAUUUUUAGUUUUCGAACUAAACUAAAAGGAUUUUUGACUUAUGAUUAUCUCUAGCGCUUGCUUCAGCGUCAUAGGAGAGAGCAAAUUAGACGUUGAUGAGUGAUAUGCCUCCAACACAACGAGAUCACAUGGAAAUCGACGACGAUUCGGCCCGCGAUCAAGUGAACGGAUUUUUACCCGCAGGAGUCGCUCAAGUCCCGAAAGAGGAACUUCAAAAAUAUUUGAAAUGCAAGCGCAUUGGCAAUUAUCUGCUUGGAAAAACCAUUGGCGAAGGAUCAUUCGCGCGAGUAAAGCAGGGGUUUCAUGUCUUGACGGGAGAAAAGGUUGCUGUUAAGAUAAUCGACAAGAAGCUAGCCCAUCAAGACAAAUACGUGGCCAGGAACAUGAGGCGAGAAGCGAAAAUUAUGCAAAUGAUUCGCCAUCCAAACAUUGUUCAACUUCUGGAAGUCGUAGAAACGGAACACAGAUACUACUUAAUCACAGAGAUUGCAGCCGGAGGAGAUCUUAUGGAUUACAUUUGUUACCGAAGAAAACUUGGCGAGGUGGAAGUUAGAAAAUUUAUUCGGCAAAUUGUGUCGGCUGUGCAUUAUCUACAUCAGGGAGGAAUUCUCCACAGGGACUUGAAAGUUGAAAACUUACUUUUGGAUGACGACUAUAAUAUCAAGAUCAUAGAUUUUGGUCUCAGUAACACACUGUUUGUGUCCUCACCUGACGGUCAAAGCACAAAGGAAUUCCUUAAGACCCAGUGCGGCUCUCCAGCUUAUGCUGCUCCAGAGAUCUUGGGACACAAACCGUAUGGGCCUGAGGUGGACGUUUGGAGCAUCGGGGUCAACAUGUAUGCCAUGCUGACAGGAAAACUUCCCUACUCGGCCGAGCCAUUCCACAUAAACACUCUGUAUAAUAAAAUGAAAAAAAAUGACAUGAAUCCAAUUCCAGAUCAUUUGUCCUCGUCAUGCAAAGAUCUUGUCCAGCGUUUACUGACGUUCAGCCGCGAAAAUCGGAUAACAUUGUAUGAGGUCCUUAACCACGAGUGGUUACAGAAGGGAUUUGAUGGUCCCAUAAUCCCGAUUGUGUUCCCGAAUUACCCGCAGCCCGAAGAACUGGACAAGAAUAUCGUUAGACAUAUGGUUGACAAGAUGGAGUUCAAACAGCAAGAAAUAGUGGAUGCGGUUGCGAAAAACAGAUCUACUGCUACAUCAACUGUCUAUCACCUUCUACAAAGAAAACUUAAAAGAUAUUAUGUCAAACACCCGGGAGAAGCUGGGCGUGUGAUGAAUGACGUCACAUUUAACUCGGAACCCGUUCGCAAUUCCUCAACAGCCACGCCAGAGUUAGAAAUUAGGAAUUCGUCUAAAAAGAGACGCGAAUUUGCAGUUACGACCGUAAACGCUUGUGAUUUUAAUGAUAAAAAGCAAACUACUCCGAAUGAAACAAAGCCAGAGUCAGAGAAGUUAACGCUUCCCUGUGCAGGACGGGAGCAACUUUCUUCUCCAAGCAAGGAGAACUUGUCUAAAUUGGAUGAAGAACUUGCAGAAAACCCCAAAAGUUUACAUCAAGAUGAUCCAAUUUCAGAGAAAUCUAUCAAUGAAAUCGACGAAGAUAAUUCUUCUGAACAGAAAGAUAGAACCUGUAGCGUACUAAGUGACGGCGGGAUUGAAAUCUCCAGAAAGGAUUCCUGCAAUUACUCUUCAGUACAAGUCAUGGCAGUGAAUGGUCGCCGGCUGUCGCAUAUUUCGGUUGAAAGCAAAGCCGAGACGAGCAAGAAAUCUGCCACGGUAGAUUUAGACGAGAAAAACGAGCAAGAAGGAAAAGAGAGUACUGUCAAUAAUCAUGAAAAUUCCUCGCGACGCAUUUCUGAAACAAAGUCUGUCGCGCCCCAGGGGAGAAUUUCUCCAAGGCUUUCGGCUCCAAAUACGCCAUCUAUAGGCAAAGUUUCUCCUAUUAAUGCCAAGAUUAUUUCUAUUCCGCUGCAACCGAUGAAAAUGGAAUUUCCUGAAAAGGUAAAAUUUAACCACAGACGGUUUUCCCUUCCUCAGACCUUUCUACCGCCCAGGAACCUGGGAACUACUCAGCAAAGACAACAUGUUCCCAGUCCCUUCCACUUCAAUUCAACCAUGUCUUCUACGGAUGCAAAGCAGAGAAACAGAGAUUCUCCGUCACUGCCACCUUACGGGCUAUGCUGCCAAUUGACAGCGAUAAAGCCUCAGGAAGAAAAGGAAGACUCUGUGACACGUGCUCACGAAGCGAGAUCACGCGGUGAUCACGCGCAGCACAAUGGAAUUGAAAAUAGACAUGCGCAACCGCGGCGGAAUGCUUACUAUUCUCCGUCCACUGAAAGGCGAUUUCCGAGUAAACGCCAUUCAGUCGCCACAUCGGGAGGUAGAGAACUGUUGAAAAGUAUAAAUAACACAUUAGGUAGGCUUGUGGAAAUUCAAGAUAACACAGAGUCCUCAAAACCUCCAGACAGUUUAUUACUGAGAUCUCGCUUGCAACCUGCCACAAUCAAGGCACCCUUAAAACACGAUUCAUCCGUCGAAGGCGUAAAAAUAUCUCUGAUACAGGAGCACGCUGGUGUUGAACGAGCAAAGGAAAAGCGCAGCUCUGGACUCAAGAUAAGUUGUAGUGUGAAGGACACUCAGACUGCCAAACCUGUGCCUUCAUCAAAUCCAACUGGACUUUCUACCACUGAAUCGAAGUCGGCAAAAGAGCAAAUUACCAGAGAGAAGAAACCGAAAGCAGGGUUGCUGAAUAGAAGCGUAGCAGGAAGAAGAAGAAAGACAUUAGAGAACAAGAUCCCACCAGAAAAUGACAGCGCAUCUUCACCAAGGCACGAGGAUGGGUCGCCUCUAAAUCGUCGAUCUCUUGACGAUAAUCAUUGCUCUACGCAUGACGCCUUACAGAGUGGCCGCCGAUCACUUGAUUCGUUGGAGGAAAUCAUUUAAGCAGCUGUGAGUUGUUCAAGAUGUUUAAAAUUACGUACCAUGUUUGGAAAAUUCAACACAGAAAACCACGACACGUGAACGCGUCUAAAUAUUUAGUCUUUGAGAUCUGAGUUGUUCGAAGCAUGAUCACCGCAUUUAAACGUUUGAAUACCCAGGUGACUUAGGAUCAGCGUCAAUCGAGUUUCAAAUACCUUAGCUUAAGAAGUGCGUUAAGAUUAGUUUGAAAGU